Molecule: messenger RNA, 1279 nt
Organism: Phyllopteryx taeniolatus (common seadragon)
Lineage: Eukaryota; Metazoa; Chordata; Actinopteri; Syngnathiformes; Syngnathidae
Gene: emc7b
Product: ER membrane protein complex subunit 7b
Exons: 5
Coding region: 133-855 (240 amino acids)
Cellular component (GO): EMC complex
Molecular function (GO): carbohydrate binding
Source: RefSeq, a predicted model, not a curated record
AGCUUUCCUUGUUGAAGUGACGUCAAUGUCCGUGCGCACGGUUGAUGUGCGGUGUCUUCCUCUGCCGACCAAAGAUUUCAUGUUGACGCGCUUACCUUUAAAGCCGGCUUUUAUUUAAUUUUGACCAGUACAAUGUCCAACAGGGAAAGAAUACCGCUCUUGUCGCUUUUGCUUCAGGCCACGUUCGUUGUGGCUUCGUGUUUCACCGAUGUGGAAACGGGGCCUGGCGCAGGUGUAUCGACACAGACCACCGCAGAUCGGUUUAAAAUCGAGGGAAGGGCCAUCGUUCCGGGUGUAAAAACACAAGACUGGGUCUCCACAGCACGAGUUCUUGUAGACGGGGAAGACUACGUAGGAUUUUUGAGAACUGAUGGCACUUUUGCAGUAAAUGAUGUCCCAUCUGGGUCAUACGUUGUCGAAAUUGUCACUCCGGGAUACAGAUUUGAGCCGGUGCGUGUUGAUAUUACAUCCAAGGGGAAAAUGAGAGCUCGUCUUGUGAACUACAUUAAGACCUCAGAAGUAAUCCGCCAACCAUAUCCUCUCCAAGUAAGGGCGAGUGGGAUUCAAAGCUACUUCAUGAAGAGGGAAACUUGGGGCUGGACUGAUUUCCUCAUGAACCCAAUGGUUAUGAUGAUGGUGCUGCCACUACUGAUUAUUGUUCUACUGCCCAAAGUGGUCAACACCAAUGAUCCAGAAAUGAGAAAGGAAAUGGAGCAAUCCAUGAAUAUGCUGAACCCCAACCCCGAGCUCCCAGAUGUGUCUGAGCUCAUGACCAAGCUGUUCUCCGGCUCCAAGGGUUCCAGCAAGGCGGGUGGCAGCAGCAAGGGCACCAGGCCGGCUGUCAAGAGGAGGUAGUACGCAUACCUCAUACGCCUGAAAAAGCACGUCAAGUCAUGGAUGCAGGAUUUUUAAGUGUCUUUUUUCCCCUUUCAUGGGUCUGUUGUACAGUUCUCUUUAUGAACAAAUGCAAACUAUUUAGAAUCUACAAAUACAUGUUUUUGUUUAUAAAGUUCUAACAGAAAUACUCUCACAAGAAAUUUUUCUUCAUUCACUGCUAAUAUGUGAUUCUAAUCCAUAUCAAUCUUUUCUGUGCUGAUCCUUUGUUGUGCUUUGCUGCUAAUUCCACUACCUGAAAGACAUCUUUACAUAUUGUUUUUUUUUUUUCGUUAUGACUGUGAAUGAAAAUGAAUUGAAUUAAUUUUAAGACUGAUGUUAAGAUCUUAUUUAAAAGCCUGAAUAAAUAAAUUACGGUAUAUUAAACCAAUGUUGUAAAGCGUCA